Molecule: messenger RNA, 1880 nt
Organism: Malus domestica (apple)
Lineage: Eukaryota; Viridiplantae; Streptophyta; Magnoliopsida; Rosales; Rosaceae
Product: monodehydroascorbate reductase, seedling isozyme-like
Cellular component (GO): cytoplasm
Molecular function (GO): oxidoreductase activity, acting on NAD(P)H; flavin adenine dinucleotide binding
Source: RefSeq, a predicted model, not a curated record
GCUAUGGGAUUUCUGACACCGAUUUAUGAACGAAUAAUGUUCAUAUGGGCUCUGAUUACACGAUGGUUAAAGUAUCGACAAAACUUUGAAGUUAAUAAUAUGAACACUCUAAGAGGAAUGUUGGAAGAGCUAAUUAGCCAAAGUGAAGAUAUAAUCGAAAAACUAGAGGCCGAGCCUCUCCUUCCAAGUAAACCACAAUGCGAUGAAGUCUACGAGUGGUUAGAGAACGUGGAAAGGAUCAAAACUCAAAUACUAACUAUUGAAAAACUCGGCGAAAGGAAAUUUCUCUCGAUUGCACAUCUUGGAAAGCUUGUUGAUGAAAAAAUUAGAGAAGUUGAAGAAUUGCUUGAAAAGGGUAGUCUCUUUAGUGAGAUUUCCCUUAAGAAGUCGUUUAAGUACGUGAUCAUCGGUGGUGGAGUUGCAGCUGGAUACGCAGCAAGGGAGUUUGUCAAGCAAGGGCUUGAACCGGGUGAGUUAGCGAUCAUAUCCAAAGAAGCCGUUGCACCUUAUGAACGUCCGGCACUUAGUAAGGGCUAUCUGCUUCCUGAAGGAGCUACAAGGCUUCCAGGGUUCCAUGUCUGUGUCGGAAGUGGAGGAGAGAAGCUGCUUCCGGAGUGGUAUGCGGAGAAAGGCAUUGUGUUACUUCUUAGCACAGAAAUAGUCGAAGCAGAUCUUCAUUCAAAGAUCCUCACUAGUGCAACUGGGGGAAUGUUUGAAUUCGAAACUUUGAUCAUUGCAACUGGUUCCAGAGUUAUAAGGUUGACAGAAUUUGGUGUGCAAGGAGAUCAUGCCAAAAACAUUUUCUACUUGAGGGAAAUCAGUGAUGCCGAUAAACUUGUGGAGGCAAUUAGAGCCAAGAAAAACGGAAAGGUAGUGAUUGUUGGAGGAGGGUACAUUGGUCUUGAAGUCGGAGCAGCUAUUAGAAUCAACAAGUUCGAUGUCACCAUGGUUUUUCCGGAACCGUGGUGCAUGCCUCGGCUUUUCACUAAAGAGAUAGCCGCUUUCUACGAGGGUUACUACGCCAAUGAAGGAGUUCAAAUGAUCAAGGGCACCACUGCAGUAGGGUUCGAUGUUGACACAAACGGAGAGGUAAAGGCAGUGAAACUCAAGGAUGGUAGGGUGCUGCAAGCUGAUAUUGUUGUUGUUGGUGUCGGCGCAAAGCCUCUAAUUGAUUUGUUCAAGGGGCUAGUCGGUGAAGAGAAAGGCGGAAUCCAAACUGAUGGAAUGUUCGAAACAGAUGUCCCUGAUGUAUACGCCGUGGGGGACGUUGCUACUUUCCAUAUGAAAUUGUACGAUGACAUGAGAAGAGUUGAGCAUGUUGACCAUGCCAGAAAAUCAGCCGAGCAUGCUGUGAGAGCUAUCAGGGCAAGUGAGGAAGGGAAGUGCAUCGAAGAGUACGACUAUGUUCCGUACUCCUACUCCCGUGCCUUUGAUUUGUCGUGGACGUUUUAUGGAGACAAUGUAGGUGAUCUGUUACUGUUUGGGGACCCCAAUCCAGCAUCAAGCCAACUGAAGUUUGGAGCAGCAUGGAUCAAGGACGGGAGGAUUGUGGGAGCGUUUUUGGAGGGAGGGACAGAUGAAGAAAACAAGGCUAUUGCCAAAGUUGCAAGGGCACAACCUUCAGCUGAGUAUCUGGAUACACUGAAAAGGGAGGGCUCUUCCCUUCAUAUUUCCAUGUUAACAAAUUCCCAAAUAUAAUUUGGGAAGUGAGUUUAAUAGGUUACUGGAACUGAACUCUAUAUAUUUAUGUUGCACCCUCUAUAAAAUUCAACAGAUUGAUUAUGUGUGUCCUGGAUUUGAUAUUUUUCAGUUUCUUCACAUUACAUUCUCUGAUCUCUGUAUAUAUUCCUUGGAUUGGAAAAGGAAAAUUGCUUUCAUAA